Diachasma alloeum is the source of this 1359-nucleotide messenger RNA. RefSeq names its product protein hairy (gene dpn). Gene Ontology annotation, cellular component: nucleus. NCBI's taxonomy places the organism in Eukaryota, Metazoa, Arthropoda, Insecta, Hymenoptera, Braconidae. Gene Ontology annotation, biological process: anterior/posterior pattern specification; regulation of transcription by RNA polymerase II; regulation of neurogenesis. The transcript has 3 exons. The record is from RefSeq and is a predicted model, not a curated record. Bases 1 to 1359 code for a protein of 452 amino acids. Gene Ontology annotation, molecular function: protein dimerization activity; RNA polymerase II cis-regulatory region sequence-specific DNA binding; DNA-binding transcription factor activity, RNA polymerase II-specific.
AUGGUGGAUUACGUUAAUUACAAGAUGUCUGGAAGCGAUGACGAAUUCGAUGCGCAGACCCAAACGGGAAUGUCAAAGGCAGAAUUGCGAAGGAGUAAUAAACCAAUAAUGGAGAAGAGGAGACGAGCCCGAAUAAAUACAUGCCUCGAAGAGCUCAAGAGUUUAAUCCUCGAAGCAAUGAAGAAAGACCCCGCCCGCCACUCGAAGCUGGAGAAAGCUGACAUCCUCGAGAUGACAGUGAAGCACCUCCAGACAGUCCAGCGUCAACAGCUGAAUACAGCGGUGGCAACGGAUCCCGCUGUCCUAUCAAAAUUUCGCUCUGGUUUCUCCGAAUGCGCCGGCGAGGUUUCCCGCUACGUCAAUCACCUCGAGAACGUCGAUUCCGCGGUAAAACAGCGACUGGUGACCCACCUCAACAGCUGCGUGACGAACCUCCAGCAGAUGGCGCCAUUCUACAGUCACUUCGUCCCCUACAUGCCGGACAGGUUGUUCCCGGAGGUGAAGGUCGGCUUUCAGAGUGACUUCCACAGCGGAGAUGAGAACAACAACGGUAGCGCCAGAAUCCAAAUACCAUCGGGGGUACAGCUCAUCCCGAGUAGAUUACCAACGGGUGAGCUUGCGCUGCUGGUACCGCAGUCCGCAGGAAUCUCCGCCAAUUUUCCCUUCUUCCCGCCGUCUGCGGAGCCCUCGAGGACCGGAGGAACGUCGGCCUUCACAGCUGUCCACCGGGCUCACAGUCCUCUCCUCAGUCCGUCAACGUCGACCUCGAGCUUCGGAGAGGAGAGCCAUCACUCCGAGGCACAUCAGUACCGACACACCGAAUCCCCAAGUCAUCAUCGAUUCAAGAUACCUGAGGCUAGUCCCGCCUCGUCGAAGAGCUCACCCGAAACGCAAAAGUCACAAAUAAGCUCGACAAGCGAUCGCAAGUCGCCGAUUGCUGUGUUCGUUGAACCAAAGAGUGAUGUCACAACUUCGAGGAGGGAUGUGCCUCAGGAGGCGGGGGACGCUAGUAGUAAAGUUCAGAACUUACGGCAGCCCUUGUCAGUUAUCACGGAUAAGGCGUACAAUCGGGGUUCCGUGCGGUCUAGGAGGGAGGGUCUCAAGCGACAUCAUUCUGAUGGGCUUCUUGUUAUUUCGGAUAAGAGGCCGAAAUACCAAGAGGCAUCGAGCUCCACUGUCUCUGUAACCACGUCUAAUGGGACUGGGUUUAGAAGCAGGGAAGAGUAUGCCAUCUCCGCGGAAGAUUUGUCCGGGAAGGCUAAGGCUUUUUUGGGACUGGGUAAUGGACAUCCGCAGGGUCCGGGAGGACCUGGUGCCGGAUCGUCACAGGGGGGUGGCGACAUGUGGAGACCAUGGUGA